Molecule: messenger RNA, 1045 nt
Organism: Bombyx mandarina (wild silkworm)
Lineage: Eukaryota; Metazoa; Arthropoda; Insecta; Lepidoptera; Bombycidae
Gene: Rbm13
Product: RNA-binding motif protein 13
Biological process (GO): maturation of 5.8S rRNA; maturation of LSU-rRNA
Cellular component (GO): nucleolus; preribosome, large subunit precursor
Source: RefSeq, a predicted model, not a curated record
GCCAACAUAUGUGGGUGUUUUUUUAAGGUUAUGUUGUUUAAUUUUUUGUGUGAUACAUGUGUUAGAAUUCAUACUGACCAAACAUUUUUCUCGUCACUGAUUGUGAAUUUACACUAAUAGUUAAAAUGCAGCACGAUGACGUUGUGUGGGCCAUUAUAAAUAAAACACACUGUUCGCAUAAAGUAACUACAAAGACUCAGCAGUUUUGUCGGAAUGAGUACAACUUGACCGGUCUAUGUAGUAGAUCUUCAUGUCCACUUGCCAACAGCAAAUAUGCUACAAUAAGAGAAGAAAAUGGCAUUAUUUAUUUGUAUAUGAAGACAGCUGAGAGAAUAAUGUUCCCAGCAAAACAAUGGGAGAAAGUGAAACUGUCCAGAAACUUUGAGAAGGCAAUACAUCAAAUAAAUGAAAACUUAUUGUACUGGCCUGCAUUUAUUAAAGCUAAAUGCAAACAAAGAUUUGUGAAGAUAACACAGUAUUUGAUACGUAUGAGAAAACUCAAAUUGAGGAGAGUGAAAGAAUUAGUACCAAUACAGCGUAAGAUAGAAAGACGGGAGAGAAGAAGAGAAGAGAAGGCUUUAGUUGCUGCCAGAAUAGAUAAUGCAAUAGAAAAGCAAUUGCUAGAGAGAUUAAAAAAAGGCACUUACAAUGACAUCUACAACUUCCCACAAAUGGCAUUUGAUGCUGCACUAAAAGCAGAAGAGAUAUCUGAUGAAAGCGAAUCUGAAAAGGAAGAUGAAGAUGAAGUGGAGAGAGAAAUUGAACCAGAGUUGGAAAGGGAACUGGAGAAGGCAGUCGAACAAACUGAUGAGUUUGUUGAGGCUGACAGUGAUAUCGACAGUGCUGAGGAGAGUGAUUCUGGAAGGAAAGAAAAUGUUGAUGUCAACAGUGAUUUUGAGUCUGAAACUUCUGAUAUCGAGGACGUGGCGGAAUCGGUACUGAGAAAGAAAAAGCCUCGCGUUGAAAUUGAAUAUGAAACGGAGUCCGUCGCUAGCGUUUCUAAAAAGAAAUUAAAGCAUUGACAGAAAUAAAUUUGUUUUUUUAU